Messenger RNA from Struthio camelus australis, 4726 nucleotides. Lineage: Eukaryota; Metazoa; Chordata; Aves; Struthioniformes; Struthionidae. The record is from RefSeq and is a predicted model, not a curated record.
CAUUGGAAAGUCUCGUUGGCUUGUUCUUCACUGGCUUGUGGGACAGCACUUCAAAUCUGGCAAUGGAUCAGAAAGACUGAAGAGCUCUUUUGCUCCCACCAAUGUUUCUUAGAGCUGCCAGAACAGGACCGAUGAAGAUGUUCACCAGACUCCAAGUCCUUGCCCUAGCUUUGUUUUCCAAAGGGGUCUUCCUUUCCCUAAGUGACCACAACUUUGUGAGAAAGGAGAUUAAGAUAGAAGGAGACUUGGUCUUAGGUGGCUUAUUCCCAAUCAAUGAAAAAGGCACCGGGAUAGAAGAAUGUGGAAGAAUCAAUGAAGACCGAGGCAUCCAGCGCUUGGAGGCUAUGUUGUUUGCCAUUGAUGAAAUCAACAGAGACAACUACUUGCUGCCAGGAAUUAAGCUUGGAGUUCACAUUUUGGACACGUGUUCCAGGGAUACAUAUGCUUUAGAACAGUCUCUGGAGUUUGUCAGGGCCUCUUUGACUAAAGUGGAUGAAACAGAGUAUAUGUGCCCUGAUGGUUCAUACGCCAUUCAAGAGAAUUUACCAUUACUCAUUGCAGGAGUCAUAGGUGGUUCCUAUAGCAGCGUCUCCAUACAGGUGGCAAAUUUACUCAGACUCUUCCAGAUCCCCCAGAUAAGUUAUGCCUCCACCAGUGCCAAGCUGAGUGACAAAUCCCGCUAUGACUAUUUUGCGAGGACAGUGCCUCCUGACUUUUACCAAGCAAAAGCCAUGGCUGAAAUCUUACGGUUCUUCAACUGGACCUACGUAUCGACAGUUGCUUCGGAAGGAGAUUAUGGGGAGACGGGGAUCGAAGCCUUUGAGCAGGAAGCUCGCCUCCGGAACAUCUGCAUUGCCACCUCCGAGAAAGUGGGACGAUCCAACAUCAGAAAGUCCUACGACGGUGUGAUCAGAGAGUUGCUCCAGAAACCCAAUGCCAGAGUGGUGGUGCUCUUCAUGCGAGGUGAUGAUUCUCGGGAACUCAUUGCAGCUGCCAACCGUUUCAAUGUUUCCUUCACUUGGAUUGCCAGUGACGGAUGGGGAGCUCAAGAGAGCAUCGUUAAAGGCAAUGAGCAUAUAGCUUCUGGAGCAAUAACCUUGGAACUUGCUUCCCAUCCGGUUAAAGAGUUUGACAGGUAUUUCCAAAGCCUCAGCCCUUACAAUAAUAGACGCAACCCCUGGUUCAAGGACUUCUGGGAGCAAAAAUUCCAAUGUAAUCUCCAGAACCGAAAGCCACAUAGAAAGACUUGUGAGAAGCACUUCACUAUCAACAGUUCCAACUAUGAGCAAGAAUCCAAGAUUAUGUUUGUUGUGAAUGCCGUGUAUGCAAUGGCCCACGCCUUGCAUAAAAUGCAGCGGACUCUAUGUCCAAACACCACCAAACUCUGUGAUGCCAUGAAGCAUCUGGAUGGCAAGAAGCUGUACAAAGAUUACCUUCUGAAAGUAAACUUUACAGCUCCAUUCAAUCCUCCCAACACUGCAGACAGCACAGUCAAAUUUGAUGCCUAUGGAGACGGGAUAGGCCGAUACAACGUGUUCAAUUUCCAGUACACCGGAGGCAGAUACUCCUAUGUGAAGGUUGGUCACUGGGCGGAAACCUUGUCACUAGACGUAGACUCUAUCCACUGGUCCAGGAGCUCUAUCCCCGUUUCCCAAUGUAGUGACCCCUGUGCUCCUAAUGAGAUGAAGAAUAUGCAACCGGGAGACGUCUGCUGUUGGAUCUGUAUUCCUUGUGAAACCUAUGAAUACCUGGCUGAUGAAUUUACCUGUGCAGACUGUGGGCCUGGAAAAUGGCCCACGGCUGACCUGACUGGCUGUUAUGACCUACCAGAAGAUUACAUCAAAUGGGAAGAUGCUUGGGCAAUAGGUCCUGUUACCAUUGCAUGCUUGGGCUUUAUUUGUACUUUUAUGGUCAUUGGAGUGUUUAUCAAGCACAACAACACCCCCCUGGUCAAAGCGUCUGGCCGUGAACUGUGCUACAUAUUGCUCUUUGGGGUCUUCCUGUCUUACAGCAUGACCUUCUUCUUCAUAGCCAAGCCUUCGCCAGCUGUCUGCACCCUGCGUCGCCUGGGGCUAGGAAGUUCCUUUGCUGUCUGCUACAGUGCCCUCCUGACAAAAACAAACUGCAUAGCUAGAAUAUUUGAUGGUGUAAAGAAUGGCGCUCAAAGGCCUAAAUUCAUCAGCCCCAGCUCUCAGGUCUUCAUCUGCCUGAGUCUCAUUUUGGUACAGAUUGUGGUGGUGUCUGUGUGGCUUAUCUUGGAGUCCCCCGGUACCAGGCGGUACACUCUUCCCGAGAAGAGAGAGACUGUCAUAUUGAAAUGCAAUGUCAAGGAUUCCAGUAUGUUAAUCUCCUUAACAUAUGAUGUAAUCCUCGUAGUCUUAUGCACUGUAUAUGCCUUCAAAACAAGGAAAUGCCCAGAGAACUUCAACGAAGCCAAGUUUAUCGGUUUCACAAUGUACACAACGUGCAUCAUUUGGCUGGCCUUUCUCCCUAUAUUUUAUGUGACAUCCAGUGACUACAGAGUGCAGACCACCACCAUGUGCAUCUCCGUGAGUCUGAGCGGCUUCGUUGUGCUGGGCUGCUUGUUCGCACCCAAGGUGCACAUCAUCCUCUUCCAGCCUCAGAAGAAUGUGGUCACUCACAGACUCCAUCUCAACAGGUUCAGCGUCAGUGGGACCGGGACCACUUACUCCCAGUCCAACAGAUAAGAGCUGGAUGCUUUGUGUGGACGUUUUCCUUCACUCAGCAGAGCUAAUAGCUACCUCUCAGCAUUACAAGAGGAAGUAUGUGCUGUGAAGGUAAGCCUGGGAACUCAAAAGGCAAGGCUGCUGGCUUCUUGCUUACUGCCAUGUUCUCUGUCUAACUUUGGUGUCCCCCUGACCCAGUUACCGUGGAAAUUGAGCUAUUCAUAGUCUUCAGUGUGUUGAACUUCACAGAACCCCUGAAGCUAAAAUAAUUCUGGAUGUGUGACUGAGAUACACAGAAACUAAAUGCUUUUGCCCUUAGUCAUGCUGCAAUAGCAUAGGGGUUUGAAUCAGGUCUCCCAAGCAGUACUGAUUUUCAAUCUGCCAACAAAAAGUAGUAGUAGUAGUGGUAGUAGUAGCAGUGGUAAUAAUAAUAGUAAUAUUUACAAAAUUAUCAGGUCAGUGUCCUCUCAGAUUACAAGCAGGUAAAAGCCAAAUACAAAACCUGAUAGUUAACAUUCACAAAACCUUAGACAUGAUGCCCUUCUAUCUACAAAUAACUGAUUUCAACAUAUCCAGGUUGUGAGAAAUCAAGCCCCUGCUAUCUAAUUCAGAGCAGACGGUCAUUCUUAGCUCUCCUGUUUAUCAGGAAUAUGCCCUGCCCUCUGAGUAAUAGUUUAGUCCAAGGGUACCUCUAAAUUUCUCUGUUAAAGCAGUUCUGCUUUCCAUGAAAUAUUUACUUGCCCAAAGAAAGAAUUAGAAUUAGUAGCUGAUUUGAAGAAAGAGCGAUCUGUCCUGCAAAUGAUGCUGAGUGCCUUUACAGAACUGGUCUGCAGCUGAAAGGGUAGCCAGCACCCGUUGUGGAAGACUGAGCGUGCCCUUUUCAGCCGCAUAAACUACUUUUUACACUGGAUGAUUGAGUUUGCUAAGUCACUGCACUGCUUGCUGUGUGUUUUCUUUAAUGAAGACAUCACAUUUCUCUGGGUCACUGUUAUCAUUAACCUAAUGUAUCUUUCAGAAAACAGCUUUAUGGUGCUGUGAAUAGAGAUGUCACAGAGUAUCUGAAAACACAUUCCAGAUUCCCAAUGGAUAAUUGUAACAAAGAUGGACAGACCGGUUUGCUUUUAAAAUUAAAUCCACAAGACUUUAGCAGAAUAAUAAUAUAUUCUACAAUCAAUAUACAAUUGCGUUUAGAAACAGAUUCUUAUACUCAGCAUCACAUUGUCCUAUCACUGAAGCAAUGAAAAUAUUUGCGAAUAAAGUAUUAGGCAAUGUAGAUAAGGGUGUCAGAAUCUGGCCCUCACCUCUGGAGUCAUAUUUAAUCCUGAUCCAGAGAUCCUAGAAAUCAAGGGGCUUAUUGGCCAGAAAACACUCAGGGAUUAGAUGAGAAAUAACGUUGUUUGCAAAUUCACAGUUGUUCAAAAACGUCUUCACUCACGUGCACUUUUUUUUUUUUGAUUAAAAAGUAAUGCACAGUCAAUGCACAGUCCUAAUGUGUAGAAGUGGAUUCUCUCCUAGAUUAAAAAAUGCAUGUGUUUCAUUUCAGGAAUGUCCAUUCCAAUUAAGGAAAGCUUGCAGAGUCUGACCUUAGUAUUUCAUGCCAUUUCAUGAAAAAUCCAAAGGGUCAAUUUUUAUUCUACUAAGGCAUCUUAACAUCACGCUGGCUAAACUAUCUCACACUACCGUACAAAAUCCAAUAAAGUGAGACCCUUUGGCCCAGUAUCAUCCAAAAAAAAAGUAUGCAUUUUAUUUUGACACUGUUGGAGAAGCUUCAUCACCCUACCUAGCCUCUCCCAAUAGUCAGCAAAGAGAAAUCAGGUUCCUCCAGGGGAUGUUUCAGCCUAUCCAAGAUCUGACUUGCCUUGCAGAGGUGCAGGCGGUACCUCUAUCAGCUCCACUGCUGACAUAGUCACCUGCAGUGAUUCUUCCUUACACAUCUCAGGCUAGGUUAGAUGAUCCAGUUAACCCAAAUGGGAAUCCUACAUGUUGUUGGGGUUUUUUUGCCCACCCCUAAGGUUGGUUGAUUUUCCCCUCUCUUUCUC